This is a messenger RNA of Mesocricetus auratus (golden hamster), 2676 nucleotides long. It is a transcript of the gene Col26a1, whose product is annotated as collagen type XXVI alpha 1 chain. Lineage: Eukaryota; Metazoa; Chordata; Mammalia; Rodentia; Cricetidae. The transcript has 12 exons. Gene Ontology annotation, molecular function: protein binding. Bases 269 to 1540 code for a protein of 423 amino acids. The record is from RefSeq and is a predicted model, not a curated record.
UCUCCUCCGCCCUGGACCUCUGAGGGUUAAAAAGAAAGACCCACGCCCCCUCUGACUGCAGAGCCCACCUCGCUGAAUUUGAAAAGGCGGCCCUGAAGAGGCGUGGGCGCCCCCCAGACGAUUUCCACCUCAGACCCUGACUUCACACCAUCACCGGCUAGCUCCCUGUGCUCCAGCCGGGGCCGCAGGAUAGGUCCAGCCAUCUGGGGGCACUCCUGAUUGUCCCCAGCUCCCGGCACUCCGGGUCCUCGCGGGCGAGCCGGGCAAAAUGAAGCUCGUUUUGCUGCUACCAUGGGCGUGCUGCUGCUUGUGCGGGUCGUCGCUGGCCACCGGCUUCCUCUACCCUUUUCCGGCAGCAGCCUUGCAGCAGCACGGCUACCCGGAGCAGGGCGCCGGCUCUCCUGGCAACGGCUACUCGAGUCGCCGGCACUGGUGCCAUCACACGGUGACAAGGACAGUGUCCUGCCAGGUGCAGAAUGGCUCGGAGACGGUGGUCCAGCGAGUCUACCAGAGCUGCCGGUGGCCGGGGCCCUGCGCCAACCUUGUGAGUUACAGGACUCUCAUCAGACCGACCUACCGGGUGUCCUACCGCACGGUGACUGCGCUGGAGUGGAGGUGUUGCCCGGGAUUUACCGGCAGCAACUGUGAAGAGGAAUGUAUGAAUUGUACCCGGCUUAGCGACAUGAGUGAGCGUCUGACCACGCUGGAGGCCAAGGUCCUCUUGCUAGAAGCAGCUGAGCAGCCCUCGGGCCCAGAGAAUGACCUGCCACCCCCACAGAGCACCCCUCCAACCUGGAAUGAGGACUUCCUGCCAGAUGCCAUCCCCAUUGCUCAUCCAGGGCCCCGAAGGAGAAGGCCCACAGGCCCAGCUGGGCCUCCAGGACAGAUGGGACCACCAGGGCCUGCAGGGCCUCCAGGUUCCAAAGGCGACCGGGGCCAGACAGGAGAAAAGGGCCCAGUGGGACCUCCAGGUCUUUUGGGGCCACCGGGACCACGUGGACUUCCUGGAGAAAUGGGACGCCCUGGUCCCCCAGGCCCUCCUGGGCCAGCAGGCAGUCCCAGCCUCUUGCCAAACAGUGCCCAGGGCGUCCUCUAUUCCCUACAGCCGCCCACAGACAAGGAGAGUGGAGACACCCAGCUGAACCCUGCUGUGGUUGACACAGUGCUAACUGGUGUCCCAGGUCCCCGGGGUCCCCCUGGUCCCCCUGGUCCCCCAGGACCUCCAGGAGCACCUGGAUCCCAGGGUGAGCCUGCUGUGAAGGGAGAGGACCAGGACAAAGCCACCACUGCGGAGGGUGAGGGUGUGCAGCAGCUUCGGGAGGCCCUGAAGAUCCUGGCAGAGAGGGUCCUCAUCCUGGAACACAUGAUUGGGGUCCACGAUCCCCUGGCCUCCCCUGAAGGAGGCUCUGGGCAGGACGCGGCCCUGAGAGCCAGUCUGAAGAUGAAGCGUGGAGGCCCUCAGCCUGACGGCAUCCUGGCUGCCCUGCUGGGCCCCGACCCUGCACACAAGAGCCCAGCCCAGGCUGGCGACGGGAAGUAGGAGUCCCUCUGCCCAGAACAAGCCCAGCCCUGGGGCUCAACAGCGGCUGCAUCCUGAAGACGCCCCAUGUGGGGCUGGGCAUCGGGCGGGGACGGUUGUGAAAGACAGUGGGAGCCUGGGGUCCUUGGGGACAGAUGGUGCCCCUUGCCCAGAGCACCCUGAUGGAACCUUCCUUUGGCUCUGUCCCCACGCCCACUCCCGGCUGGAGACAGGGUCUGGGUGGGCUGGGCCAGCUAGGGUGGUUUCCUGUAUCGUCUCAUUUAACCCUUAAGAGUUAGGUCUGUGAUCCCCGUUCAUCCCGGGGACAGCGUGUCGGGGAGGACGGGUGUGGUAUUUGAACCCAGGCCUCGCUGCUGCUGAAGCCAUGACUCACCAGCCUUGCCGUUUCCUCCCCUCUCCAUGAGGUGUGUGGAUCAGAGGCAGCCAGGCCGCUGGAAGGCAGGGCCGCCUGAGAAGACACAGGAACACUACAGGACUUUGAACAUGCCCCUCUUCCUCUGGUCUCUUCCUAGGGCUGGGGGCAGGGGGAGCUUCCACAUGGGACUUGGGGACCAUGAGGUAGGGUCUUUGGGGAUGAGAGAAGGAAGGCUUUGAAUCUGAUUGGCAGUGCUCCCUCCUGUCUCCCAGCCUUGCGGAGCCCACUGGCCCUCAUCCGUGCUCCGCCCUGGAGAAGAAGGGAGCAUUUAAUGGGACUGUCCUUCCAGGGUAGGACCUACAGCUUCCUCGUGGAAAUCUCUAGAGCCUUCAGCUUUGGUGGGACAACCAAGUCCAUGUCCCCUUGACAGAAUCAAACUUGCUGGAGGCCAUGCCCCCCACGCCAUGGGGCUGGGGUCCGCAGCAGAGCCCAUCCACAGUUCUGAAGGCCUCUCUGGCUGGUGCUUAGCCUCUUAUGACCCGCCUACCCCGCUGAUCCUCCCAGCAGGCCACAACCCUUACUCAGACAGCAGAAAGGCCUGGUACCACCCUCGGGUACAUCUCCCUGCCUGGCACAGUGACCAUCCCCAAAGCUCUCGGUGCUUAUACAAGGCUGUGGCCUUGACCCCUGGGCCCUGUUGACUGUUCCUGGCUGUCUCUACCAAGAGGUGAUCUGAGACCUGUGACGCUAUUUCAAAUAAAGGUGCUCUCCCGCUGUGGUC